CCAUUAUUUUCCCACAAUUCAUUGGGUCGGUACACAAAUAUUAGACGGCUGGUUGGUCCGAUAUACGGGGCUUGUUUUUACUUUUUUCUUGUAAAACACUGAUAUAAUCCAUAAACAACCUUAGAGCAUACAUCAAUAAUCGAAGUCCUUGUUAAUUCAGAUAAAUUUAACCCAAUCAACUCCGAAUAACAGUGUCUUCACUGAUGACAGUUCCUGCUAGCUGAAGGUUAGCAGCAAUAGUUUUGCUUUAAAGCUAAUAAGGGAAGGAUUUUAAAAACAUGUCUGGACCAAAUGGAGACCCAAACAUCUCCAGUGAAGAUGGCAUCAUCAACGACGACGACGAAUAUGGCGAUGAAGAAUACGCCGCUAUCAACAACAUGCUAGAUCAAAUCAACUCCUAUCUUGAUAACCUAGAGGAGCGCAAUGACGCGCUUAAUGAAAAACUGCACGAACUGCUGGAGUCAAAUCGGCAAGCCCGUCUGGAUUUCAGGGCGCAGCUAACUGGCUCUCCAACCCAAGAAGAGCAUCACGCACUGGAGCAGGAAUCCUCUUUACCAAGCGAACAAGACCAACAUGAAGAAAAUCAAUGACGAGAUCAAAUAAAUGUGAAGACAAGGACAGAGAUGAUCAAAGUGAAUUAAGAGUUGCUAUGAAUUCUGGUUUCCCCUGACAAACUUGGAAAAUACAAUCAAAUUUGUUGCUGCUCUAAAAAGAUGCAUCUACUCGGAAUACCUUAGUAGCAAACCAAGAUUCGUCCAGAUAUCAGCUCAAGUUAGAUCCUGUUGAAUAUUAACCAUGCUUCAGGCUUGUGUGUGUGUGUGUGUGUGUGCGUGCGUAUAUAUAUGAAAAUAAUUGUCUAUUUUGUUCCAAGAUUUAGUGUAAAUAUUUAAUUUCUCUUCAGCACCAUCAAUCUACUGUCCCUUAACUCAUUUCAUAUGUGUAAGUUUAAAGAAUUAAAAUGACAUCAACACAUUGUGGGAAUUGUCAGACAUUUUAAUAUAAAUUAAGAUUACUCUGAAACAGAAAACAAACAUCCAAAAAUACAAUAAACUUCCAGCAGUUAAAAAAAACAUCCCCUGGUUGUUUCUCAAUUUGUCAGUAGCUGAAUAAAAAUACCAUAGGAAACGUACAGCUUUAUUCAAAACUACCAUCUAUGCAUUUCUCUCUCUCUCCCCUGAACUAUUCAGGUUUGACGUGUUAAGAGUAAAGUUCAGCGCACAUCUUUAUUCCUUCAGAAAUAAAGAAAAACCCAAAAUGCGACAAUCAUCAGACUCAUCGCCAUGACUACAAAAGCUGCUACACAUGUCAGUUUUUUGUGUGUGGUUUUAGAUAUCCUAAACUAGUAUGGAAGAUGAAAUGUUUCCAGAACAGAAAACCAGUUAAAAAGGGAAGUGACAUGUCCUCCAUUUCAACAUUUGCAGCUACUCACUUGUGCACCCUACAGUAUGUAACUAGUACUUCAAAAAUGUUGACAGUUUGCAGCAACUUCUUGUUACACAAACAUUUCAUGAA
Messenger RNA from Poecilia latipinna (sailfin molly), 1512 nucleotides. RefSeq names its product bublin coiled coil protein (gene bbln). Lineage: Eukaryota; Metazoa; Chordata; Actinopteri; Cyprinodontiformes; Poeciliidae. The transcript has 2 exons. The coding region runs from base 279 to 590 and encodes 103 amino acids. The record is from RefSeq and is a predicted model, not a curated record.